AUGAAUGAGACCUCCACCACCCCCCAUGUCUGGCACUUCUUCCUUGCCGCUGCCUUUCCCGGUGCCCGGCUCGGAGAGGCCCCGGACUGCCCUCGGUUCCACUUGGGGGGACUAGGAGAGCCUCCCCCCCCCGUGGCCCUUGGAGACGAAGCGCGAGGCGAGGAAGGCGAUGGGCGCCCCGGGAGAGGCCGGAGAGGGACGGGAAGGCGCCUUGCCGCGGACCGCUCCCUUCUUCCAGCACUCGCCUCGCCUCCUCCGCGGGCGCGUCAAAAGCCGCCAGGGCUGCGGCGACCGGAGCCCGGGUCCAGGCAGCAGCCCCCGCCCCCCUUCCGGGACCGCCCUCCUCCNGAGCUGCUGCUGCGGGGCGCCGGCGCGGCGGGCGAGGCGGGGGCGGCGGGCGAGGCGGAGCUGCACGUGCUGGCGGUGCUGGCCAAGGCGGAGCGCAACGAGGCGCUGCUGGCCAAGGCGGCGGCGGCGCUGCGCUCGCUGGUGCGCUUCGGCAAGCUGGGCCCGCGGGAGGCGCUGGCGCUGCACCUGCUCUGCGACGGGCCCAGCAGGACCCCCGCCCGGCAGCUGCUGCACCAGGCGCUGCGCCCGGCCGCCUUCAAGUACAAGGUGGUCUUCCAUGACCUGGAGGUGCUGGCCCAGAAGCUCCAGCCCACGGUGGAGGCCAUGCAGAAGCUCUUCAGCGCGGGGGCUGGCAGCUACUACGGGGACUCGCUCUUCUUCCUCUCGGUCGCCAUGCACCACAUCAUGCCCAGAGAGGUUUCGCGGGUCAUACAGGUGGACCUGGAUGUGGAGUACCGUGCCAACAUUCGGGAACUGUUUCAGGAAUUUGACAACUUCCCAGAAGGAGCAGUAAUCGGCAUCGCCCAAGAAAUGCAGCCGGUCUAUCGGCACAUCUUCUGGCAGUAUCGACAGGAACACCCUGGGACCAAGGUGGGGGACCCGCCCCCGGACGGGCUGCCCGGCUUCAACAGUGGGGUGCUGCUGCUGGACCUGGAGGCCAUGCGCCAGUCGGAGCAGUACAACCGUCUGCUGGAGCCGGCAGUGGUGCAGCAGCUGGCCAGCAAGUUCCACUUCAAGGGCCACCUGGGGGACCAGGACUUCUUCACCCUGGUGGGCAUGGAGCACCCCGAGCUGUUCUAUGUUCUGGAUUGCACCUGGAACCGCCAGCUCUGCACCUGGUGGCGUGAUCACGGCUACAGCGACGUCUUUGAGCACUACUUCCGCUGCGACGGCCAUGUCCGCAUCUACCACGGGAACUGCAACACGCCCAUCCCGGCGGAGUAG
This is a messenger RNA of Protobothrops mucrosquamatus (brown spotted pit viper), 1293 nucleotides long. It is a transcript of the gene XXYLT1, whose product is annotated as xyloside xylosyltransferase 1. The record is from RefSeq and is a predicted model, not a curated record. The coding region runs from base 1 to 1293 and encodes 430 amino acids. NCBI's taxonomy places the organism in Eukaryota, Metazoa, Chordata, Lepidosauria, Squamata, Viperidae. Gene Ontology annotation, molecular function: UDP-xylosyltransferase activity. The transcript is spliced from 5 exons.